AUGAUCAAGACAAUACAGAAUAAACUGAUAAAAAGUCUAGGUAAAAGAUUUGUUAGGGUUUGGGCUGAUACAAGUAAAAGAUCAUCAUCAUUAAAUGUUGCUGAAGAUAUUAAAUCAAGUUUAUUUAAUGAAAUUACACCAGAAAAUGGUAAUGGUGCUGCAUCAAUACCAGAUUAUGAAUCAAAAUUAAGAUAUCAUUCACCAAUAGGCAUUCAUGAAGCAUUUGAAGAAAGUUAUAAAAUAUUAUCAGAAGAUGCAAAUGUAAAAUAUCAACAAUUAGAAAAAGAAACAGACCCAAAGAAAAUUGAAAAUUUACAAAUUGAAGCAGAACAAUAUAAUCCUGAAGUUUUAUACAAUGCAGAGUUUAAUCAUGAUUCGUUAAAUAAAACUCAACCUAUAUAUAGACAAUUAUUACAAAAAAAAUGGCAAGAUAAAGAUUUAAUGAUUUUAAUGCAAAGAUUAGAGACAAUGCACGUUAUACCAGAUACCUUACCAACUUUAAAUCCAACAGCAGACGUUAAAAUUAAAUUUAAUCAUAAUACUGAUCCAAGAUUUAUUGGUUGGAUAGAACCAGGUACAAAAUUACCAGCAUUUGCAGUAUCACAACCACCAACUAUACAAAUCAAUGAUUUUGAAAAUAAAAAUCAAGAUGAGUUAUAUACAGUUUUAUUAGUUAAUCCAGAUGUACCUGAUUUACAUGCAAAUACGUAUCAAACAAAUUUGCAUUAUGGAUUAGUCAAUAUUUCAUUAAAUAAUAUAAAUGAUACAAUAAAACCUCAAUGGUUGUUAAAUAAUGAAGAUUGUAUAAUUCAAGAUUAUUUACCAUUAACUCCAUUUAAAAAUUUACCAUAUCAAAGAGCUUGUUUAUGGGUCUUCAAACAAAAUGGAAGGCUGGAAGUUACUAAAAAAUCAAUCAAAUCUAGAUCUUUUGAUAUUGGAAAAUUUGUAACACAAAAUAAUUUAAAUCCAAUUGGUGCUCAUUUAUGGAGACAAGAAUUUGAUAGAAGUGUAAAUUCAAUUAGAGAAAUGUAUGGAUUACCAAAAGGUGAAGUUUUUUUGAAGUUUAGACAUGAUGAACCUAUAAAUACCGAAUUUUUAAGAAUUGAAUUACCUUAUAAAUUUAAUAAUGAAAAUAGACAUAAAUAUGAAAAGCAAGCUUCUGAAAUUGAAGCUGUUGCAGAAAAGGAACAUAAUGAAAGUGAAAGUAAUUAA
Messenger RNA from Insectozyma verbasci, 1212 nucleotides. Lineage: Eukaryota; Fungi; Ascomycota; Pichiomycetes; Serinales; Debaryomycetaceae. The record is from the annotation of a GenBank genome assembly.